AUGGCCACGACCUUCGCGGACGUCCUGCCGAUAAAGCAGACUUCCUCGCACCAAUACACUACGACUCUGGAAACCGAAUGGUGCAUAGGAACAGUGCCCAAUGGCGGCUACAUAACCUCUGCUUUCCUGGUGGUCGCCCGGACACACAUGUCACUGGCACACCGCACCCGUUCCGAACCACAUCCAAUCAACCUACAUCUCGAAUUCCUGCGUCGCACAUCCGUCGGGACGGCACGCUUCACUGUGCGUGAUGUGAAGCUCGGCGCACGCAUCAGUAAUCUGCACAUAACCCUAUCUCAACCACAGCACCCGGACGAGCCCAGCGGACCCCACAACCAAUGGCAAGACGAAGUCGAAGGAUACAUUACCAUGAGCAAUCUGGGCACCGAAAGCGGACUGAGUCUGGACACGGAGUACAAGCCAUACCCGCCUGUUCUGCCCGUCGACCUCGCUUCGUUAGGGUCGCACGGCCAAGACACAAACUACACUCUGCGCGCAAAGGAUCCCUUCUCCCAGUUCCGUCGGGCCGCGCAAAACAUUCAGAUGUUUCUGGUCAAACCGGACCGAAAACCGGCUGAUCGGCCAAAGUCCAUCAACGACCAGUGGGUGCGGUUUGCCCCUGGAGGGGCCAGCGGCAGCGACAAACCUCCCAGCGGCCGUUGGACCAAUGACGCUUUAGGGUUUGUCGUCGACAUUUUCCCGCAGAUUGUCGAGAGUUAUGUGAACCCUUAUGCCGAGGAGGCCGCCCUUGGCCAGCACUCCGAGUCCGAGCUCAAGCAGUAUCUGAAGUCCACCGAAAAGCGUGCCAAGUAUUGGUACCCUACGCUUGUGUUGAAUUUGGACGUCAAGAAACUCUUGCCUCCCGAGGGUGUCGAGUGGCUGUUUGUCCGGGUCAAAGCCAAGGCUAUCAGGAAUGGCCGGUUCGAUCUCGACGUCGAGGUGUGGGACGAAACCAAUGAGCUCGUUGCGACUAGUCAUCACGCCAGUUUGGUCGUCGAUUCCGCGAGGAAUACCACGCGGAAAGGGAAGACCACCAAACUAUAG
Molecule: messenger RNA, 1044 nt
Organism: Exophiala dermatitidis NIH/UT8656
Lineage: Eukaryota; Fungi; Ascomycota; Eurotiomycetes; Chaetothyriales; Herpotrichiellaceae
Product: alpha,alpha-trehalose-phosphate synthase (UDP-forming)
Exons: 2
Coding region: 1-1044 (347 amino acids)
Source: RefSeq, a predicted model, not a curated record